AAUAACUCCGCUCUACCGACACGACGAAACCGGCCGCUAGCUACCGAUCACACCAAAUAACAAGCAAGCUGGUGAAUAAUAUUAGCAUGCCUGUUGAUCAUUAGUUGGUGGUAUAUUAGCUUAACUGCUAAUUACCUUUAGCAGCCCAUUUUGCCGGCGAAGAUUCGAGACUCGUCUGUUUCAGCGAUGCAGCUCGUCGUCAUUUCAAAACCUGCGGGGAACUUUCUGAUGAUUAGAAUUUUAGCCAAGUAUGAAAAUCAGAUCAAUGUGUUCACUGAACUACUAGAAGAUUUGCCUGACACAGAUGAGCCUGUAUGGAUACUAGGCGAGCGGUACAGUAUCAAAACAGAAAAACCAGAACUGCUGUCAGACAUCCGUUCACGGCUAUGGUUUACUUACAGAAGAAAAUUCUCCCCUAUCGGUGGAACAGGCCCCUCGUCAGAUGCUGGGUGGGGAUGCAUGCUUCGCUGUGGGCAGAUGCUUCUGGCCCAGGCCUUGGUCUGCUGGCACCUGGGCAGAGAUUGGCGCUGGGAGAAGGACUGCAGCCCCCCUCGGGAGUACCAGCAAAUCCUGCACUGCUUCCUGGAUAAAAAAGAUAGCUGCUACUCCAUUCACCAGAUGGCUCAGAUGGGAGUGGGGGAGGGCAAGAUGAUUGGAGAAUGGUACGGCCCCAACACUGUUGCACAAGUGCUCAAGAAGCUGGCACUGUUUGAUGACUGGAACUCAUUAGCUGUGUAUGUGUCAAUGGACAACACAGUGGUGAUCGAGGAUAUCAAAAAGCUGUGCCGGCAGACAGGCCGGAGCACACUCAGGCCUGGUGCAGGUGGUUGGGGACAGCCGCCGGAGAGGGGAAACUUGUUGGAGCAGGGCUGUUCCCAGUCGCAGGGUAUUGCUGUGGAGUCCUGCCUGCACACAUGCCCUGAAUGGCGACCCCUGUUGCUGAUCAUACCUCUGCGAAUGGGAAUCAACCAUAUAAACCCUGUGUACAUCCAGGCCCUCAAGGAGUGCUUCCGUAUGCCGCAGUCUCUGGGGGUGUUGGGAGGCAAGCCGAACCUUGCCUACUACUUCAUUGGAUUCACAGGAGAUGAGUUGAUAUACCUGGACCCUCACACUACGCAGGCAGCUGUGGAUCCCGAGGCUGGUGGACCUGUGGAUGACCAGAGCUACCACUGCCAGAGGAGCCCGCACCGCAUGAAGGCCAUGAACCUGGACCCCUCGGUGGCACUGGGAUUUUUCUGUAAAACUGAAGUGGACUUUGACAGCUGGUGUGAUUUGGUUCAGCAGGAGAUCUUGAAGAAAAGUCAUCGACGAAUGUUUGAGCUGGUGGAGAAGCACCCCCCCCACUGGCCACCCUUUAUCCCUCCCACCAAACCUGAAGUCCAGACCACAGGAGCAGAGUUCAUCGAUUCCAUUGACAAGCUGUUUGAAUCAGAGGAGGAGUUUGAGAUUCUUAAUGUCUGAAGAGCUAGUGUGCCUGACCCGGCAAAGGAUUUGGCCCCUCCCCUCCAGGCGUGGUUUGGAGCUGUUUAUUGAGCUGUAGAAGUGCCUCAGAUUACACAGAAACCAAGCACAAAACUGAUUACCAGAUUGCAAAAAAGUAAAUCGGCAAAAGCAUGGACUCAACAAGGAGAAUCAGCCGGGGGGGAGGGCGAGCAGGCUCAAGCUAAGUCCCUUCACUGUGGUACACAGACAAAGCCAAGGACUACAGUAGCACCUAUUCAAAAGAGGGCCUUUUUAAAGGCCUUCAGACUUUUCAGUGUAUGACCUGUUGUGGAGAGACUGUUCUGUACAUUACCUGCUUUGACCAGGGGAGGGUCUGGAUGAAGACAGGAGUGGAGAUCAUAUCUUUGGAGAAGCCAUCACCUCAAAACAUACACUACCUCCUGUUGCCAGGAGACCAAUAUGCAGAUGUUUCAGUGUUAAAAAAGAACUUGUAUUUUGAAGUGCCUAAUUUUAAAAUAAAUAUUUAUAUGUUCCUGAAUUUGGUAGAUUAGGGGGUUCUUCUAGUUAAGGGAAGGGUGACACCAUAUCUACCCUAACCCUUCUGUAAAUAUGCUAGUCAAUAAAAAUAUUUAGAAACCAGAUUGACUUGUGGGCAAAUGUCACUUAAUGGCCAUGACAGUGACAUUUGUGUUUAACCUUUGCUGUAUAUUAUUCUGGAAUGAGCCCAAGGUGUUUUGGAUUUGUGAACAUUAACACCUUCUUGUGGGCAAAUAUACCAUCCCUUCCACUCAUAGGAUAUCAAAGCAGACAUUUUCCUACAUUUAAAUAUCUAAGUAAUAUUUAAGUACAUAUUGAAAUUUGGAACCAUCCCUGAUGCAGUUUUUCACCAGUUGGGGGUGCUGUACUUGCAUCAUGUAAUGCAGUAAUGCAUGUAUGUCAUUACUAAUAAAGGUUCUUGUGGCAAAAUUAUUUGGAAAUCUAAUCAAGCACAUAAAGGAAACAUUUCUCAUA
This is a messenger RNA of Brienomyrus brachyistius, 2454 nucleotides long. It is a transcript of the gene atg4a, whose product is annotated as autophagy related 4A, cysteine peptidase. Bases 187 to 1461 code for a protein of 424 amino acids. NCBI's taxonomy places the organism in Eukaryota, Metazoa, Chordata, Actinopteri, Osteoglossiformes, Mormyridae. The record is from RefSeq and is a predicted model, not a curated record. Gene Ontology annotation, molecular function: protein-phosphatidylethanolamide deconjugating activity. The transcript is spliced from 13 exons.